UAGUUACUGAGAAAAAAAGUGUUGUAAAGAGAAAAAAAAUAAUGGGCGUGUACACUGUGUUCCACUUUCCCUCACUACAUGCAUAUCAUUUCUCCCUGCUCCGUGAUUCUUGUCUGGAUACAUAUGCCUGCGUCUGAUAGCCCCUCCUCUGAAGUUAAGUUACACAUUUUUGAAGUCUGUGGAUCUGUGUCAUACAUUCCUCUAAGCGUGAAUAUCGGUUAAGGCAUCAAGAACUAUUUUCAGAUCUGCUGUCAAUAUUAACAGGAUCUGUAUUCCUGUCUUGAAAGCAGAAAUGACUACUAAAGGACACCCCGCUCCUCCCUUCACAACCCUGACAAUCAGCCGCCCUGCCAAUGGCAUCACUCAUGUCGAGCUUUAUCUACCCGAGAAAGACAAUGAAUUGAUCACGGCUUUCUGGAGUGAAAUGGUUGACUGCUUCAAUCAGAUAGCUGAAGACUCAGAGUGUCGUGUGGUGGUUUUCUCUGGGGCUGGCAAGCUUUUCACAUCUGGGUUUGAUUUUAUGGCCGUGGCCACUGAUUUACUGCAGCCUGAGGGAGACGACACAGCAAGGAUCUCAUGGAACUUUCGCCAGAUCAUAGUCAAAUACCAAGAGGCUUUCUCUGUAAUUGAAAAGUGUCCAAAACCAGUGAUUGUGGCUGUUCAUGGUGCAUGUACAGGAGGAGGAGGAAUGGAUCUGAUCACAGCAUGUGAUAUACGACUUUGUACACAAGAUGCCUGGUUUCAGGUUAAGGAUGUUGACUUCGGUCUGGUAGCUGAUCUUGGGACUUUGCAGCGCCUUCCCAAAGUUAUUGGAAGUCGAAGUCUGGUGAACGAGCUGACAUUGACUGGAAGGAAGAUGUAUGCAGAUGAAGCCAAAAGCUGUGGAUUGGUCAGCCGUGUGUUUCCAGAUAAAGAGACCAUGAUGGCUGGAGCGCUGGAGAUGGCAGGAGAGAUCGCUAGCAGGAGUCCUGUAGCAGUCCAGGGAACCAAAAUCAAUCUUAUUUUCUCCAGAGAUCACAGUGUUGAAGACGGCCUUAAGCACAUGGCCAGCUGGAAUAUGAGCAUGCUCCAAACCCAGGAUCUGAUGAAGUCAGCUCAGGCAGCUAAAGAGAAGAAAAGCCCUAAAGAUGUUGUUUUCUCAAAGUUCUGAAACUCUUUGGGAGCACCUAUGCUUUCGCAGUCCAGUUAAAAGUGUUAUGUUUUUAUAGGUCUUGUUAACUAUAUAACAAAGUUUGAUUUCUUGUUUUUGUGGGGGCUUUUAAUGAUUUUAAAUGUAAAGUUAACCAAAAAAUGUGUUACUAUGUACUGCGCUGCUUGGAUGACGAAUUGGAUUUUUAGUUCUUAGCGUCACACAGAAAGCUCUUUAUGCCCUGAUUUGUGUCUCCUUCAGGAGUUUUAGGAUUCUACUAAAGGUCACAAUAAAUGGUGGAGGUCUUAGGUCAUGUUUACAUGAUGAAAAAACAGAAAAGUUUCAUGUACACAUGAAUGACACCGUUGUCAAAACGAUCUGCAUUCAUACGGAUCUCGGAAAACAAAUAAAAAUGCCGUAUUAUGCAUGCCAGGCCACUGGAUGGCGAUGCGACUUUGUAAAGAAACACAAUGUGCCUGCUCACACAUACCCCGUUUUAAGCUUUUUAUGCUUUUUAUUCCCUUUGUUGGGGUGUAUGUGUGUUUUUAAGUUUGGUGUAUGUUAAAAAUAUGUAUCUGGUCUUAGUGGUGCAAUAAAUCUACUUUUUGAUGGAGUAA
Triplophysa rosa is the source of this 1746-nucleotide messenger RNA. Its product is annotated as delta(3,5)-Delta(2,4)-dienoyl-CoA isomerase, mitochondrial-like. Lineage: Eukaryota; Metazoa; Chordata; Actinopteri; Cypriniformes; Nemacheilidae. Bases 293 to 1150 code for a protein of 285 amino acids. Gene Ontology annotation, cellular component: mitochondrion. The record is from RefSeq and is a predicted model, not a curated record. Gene Ontology annotation, molecular function: delta(3,5)-delta(2,4)-dienoyl-CoA isomerase activity. The transcript is spliced from 11 exons.